AUGUCUCAUUCAGGGGCUCAAGGUAGCAUAGGUAGCCACUCUGCUAUUGGUAUGCGCAAUUACAAGAUAUACUUCUAUGAGUUUGAAAACUUUCAGGGUCGCAGGCUUGAUGUGUUUGGAGAGUGCCGUAACCUGUGUGAGAAAGGUCUAGAUCGAGUUGGAUCUAUCAGGGUAGAAUGUGGCCCCUGGGUGGGGUAUGAGCAGCAAAACAUGAAUGGUGAGAUGUUCAUACUAGAGAAGGGAGAGUACCCACGUUGGGACACCUGGUCCAAUAGCCAUAGGUGUGACCGCUUCAUGUCUGUCCGGCCUAUGCGCAUGGAUCCUCAAGACCACAAAAUCUGCCUGUAUGAAUGUCCUAACUUUGAGGGCCGUAAGAUGGAAGUGUGCGAUGAAGAUAUACCAAGUCUGUGGUCUUAUGGAUUCCAGGACAGAGUAGCCAGCAUUCAAGUUACAGGUGGAACCUGGGUUGGUUACCAGUACCCAGGCUAUCGUGGGUACCAGUAUGUGUUUGAAAUGGGUCCGUACAAGCACUGGAAUGACUGGGGAGCCCACCACCCUCAGAUCCAGUCCAUCCGCAGGGUGAGGGACAUGCAGACGCACCGCCGGGGCUGCUUUGAGAUGACUGCUUAG
This is a messenger RNA of Boleophthalmus pectinirostris (great blue-spotted mudskipper), 630 nucleotides long. It is a transcript of the gene crybb1l3, whose product is annotated as crystallin, beta B1, like 3. The transcript is spliced from 5 exons. The coding region runs from base 1 to 630 and encodes 209 amino acids. NCBI's taxonomy places the organism in Eukaryota, Metazoa, Chordata, Actinopteri, Gobiiformes, Gobiidae. Gene Ontology annotation, biological process: lens development in camera-type eye; visual perception. Gene Ontology annotation, molecular function: structural constituent of eye lens. The record is from RefSeq and is a predicted model, not a curated record.